UGUUUCAAAGAUGACCGUAUUGUGUUUUGGACUUGGAUGUUUUCAACGUAUUUUAUGGAGAAAUGGGCCCCUCGGCAAGACGAUAUGCUCUUCUAUGUCCGUCGAAAACUGUCCUAUGUCAGUGGUGAUAGUACAGAGGGGAAAAAGCAGGUUGAAGUGGAAGUUUACCGGAGAGAUUCUAAGAAGCUUCCUGGCCUGGGAGACCCUGACAUCGACUGGGAAGAGAGUGUCUACUUGAACCUCAUCCUACAGAAGCUGGAUUAUGUGGUGACAUGUGCUGUGUGCACACGCUCUGAUGGAGGAGAUAUUCACAUUCACAAAAAGAAAUCUCAGCAAGUGUUUGCGUCUCCCAGCAAACACCCAAUGGACAGUAAAGGAGAGGAGUCAAAGAUCAGCUACCCCAACAUAUUCUUCAUGAUUGACAGUUUUGAAGAGGUUUUCAGUGACAUGACUGUGGGAGAAGGAGAAAUGGUCUGUGUGGAGCUGGUGGCCAGUGACAAAAGCAACACCUUCCAAGGGGUGAUUUUUCAGGGGUCUAUCCGCUAUGAAGCACUCAAGAAGGUCUAUGACAACAGGGUGAGUGUUGCAGCUAAGAUGGCUCAAAGAAUGUCUUUUGGCUUUUAUAAAUACAACAACAUGGAAUUUGUCCGAAUGAAAGGGCCACAAGGGAAAGGACACGCGGAAAUGGCAGUGAGUAGAGUUUCUACUGGUGACACUUCACCAUAUGGGACAGAAGAAGAUUCAAAUCCAGACUCCCCGGUGCACGAGAGAGUCACUUCUUUCAGCACACCGCCAACCCCAGAACGCAACAAUCGUCCAUCCUUUUUCUCCCCAUCCCUCAAGAGAAAAGUGCCCCGAAAUAGAAUUGCUGAGAUGAAAAAAUCCCACUCAGCAAAUGACAGUGAGGAGUUCUUCAGAGAUGAUGAUGGUGGAG
Phaethon lepturus (White-tailed tropicbird) is the source of this 934-nucleotide messenger RNA. RefSeq names its product KIAA0930 ortholog. Lineage: Eukaryota; Metazoa; Chordata; Aves; Phaethontiformes; Phaethontidae. The record is from RefSeq and is a predicted model, not a curated record. The annotation marks the transcript as partial. The transcript is spliced from 7 exons.